Molecule: messenger RNA, 3987 nt
Organism: Numida meleagris (helmeted guineafowl)
Lineage: Eukaryota; Metazoa; Chordata; Aves; Galliformes; Numididae
Gene: STX19
Product: syntaxin 19
Exons: 3
Coding region: 1277-2152 (291 amino acids)
Biological process (GO): synaptic vesicle fusion to presynaptic active zone membrane; intracellular protein transport; exocytosis
Cellular component (GO): SNARE complex; synaptic vesicle; endomembrane system
Molecular function (GO): SNAP receptor activity; SNARE binding
Source: RefSeq, a predicted model, not a curated record
UCAAAAAGCAUUCCUCAGCAGUGCUGUCAAUCCCUAUCUUGAUCUGAUUUAAGAAAAUAUUUCUGAACACAUACUUUGUUGCCACAGUCUAUUCCUUUUCAAUCUCAAGAUUAAGUAACUGUAGUAUUUAGUUUUACUGGACUGUACAUUCUACAAACCACAGAUGACACAAAAUGUAAUGUUGGUAAACUGCAUAGCUCAGUGUGAGUGUGACAGUAAUGCCCUAUAACAUGCAGAACCUGCUGAUUUUCAAUCUCUAAUACUUUGAAUGGCAUACAAUUUGCUUUUUGGACAGUUAUCUUCUGUUUUCAGUACAGAAAUCCUGUUAUAAUACUGGCUGUAUUCAAAAAUUGGAGCUGAAGUUCUGUACCUGGCUAAGCAAAACAUCCAAAUAGAAGUCUCCACCUUAUGCUCCCCAAGAAUUCAUUUAACACAGGUCAUACAUUUCCUGUUGUUCUACUCCCGGUCCCACUUCAGUCUGUAGAUCAAUCAUAAGAAAUUAAAAUAUUGUUCAAACACUUAAGAUAUUGACCGUCACAUGCAUUAAAUAUGCCUGACGUCUUCUCCUUUCAAGUAAGCAUAUGAACAGAUCUGCAGCCUACUCUUGCUUUCUUUUUCCUUCUUGCUUCAGCGUAGAAGAAAGCAAUUACUGCACUUAUACUUGUGCUUCAGAGGCAGGCAGUGCUAUGCUUGCAGCUGACAAGGUCUCUACCUAGGGAGCUGCUCUCAAACACUUCCUACUAUUGGCCAACUCCAUGAGAGCGAUCCGCCUCGCAGCAAGGCUGGGUUGCAAACAGGCAGAACCAGAUUCCCCAAGUAGAAAGUAAUCAAUUUGCCUGUCUACUGCAGUCGCGAAAACCAGCUUCUCUCUCGCGCUGCUCCACUUGAAGAUGAGCCCUUGGACAAUUAUUUAAGGACGAGGAGCAGAAGGCAUGCAGAAAAGACUUACUGAAAUGCCACUCAAGACACAAUACUUGGGCAAAUAUUCAAAACAAUAUUUUCACAUUAUACUCAAGCUUACCCUCAGGAGCUCCAUUCUAAAGGAUAACACAGAAAGACUGCCAUCAGCACAGGAUUAAAAGAUGUCUUCAAGCAAGACCCUGAAAUAUUUUUCUGUGCUCAAAAUCAAACAGGGAAAUAUAGAUUGACCACAGAGGCCAGACUGAAACCUACAUCCACAGCCACUUGAAAGGAAAACAAGAAAAAAAAAAAAAACACAACCUGGAGCUAACUCCCUGUGUUGUAAGAGAGGUAAAGAAAUCUGAGCACAAAAACCAUGAGAGAUCGCCUCCAGGAGCUUAAACUGAGAGCCAAAGAACUACAGACAGUUGGAGAAAAUAACUGUCCACCUGUACAAGAAGAACAGGAAGAGUUUGAACAGCAGGCCAUUAUUUAUGAAAGGGAGCCUAUAACUGAAAGGCACUUCCAUGAAAUCCAGAAGCUUCAGAAUGAGAUCAAUAAUUUGAUGGAGGAAGUUCAAAAAUUCAGUCAACAACAAAAAAGUCUAGUAUCUUCAAUGAGAAGGUUCAGUGUUCUUAAAAAGGAAUCUAACACAGCAAGAGAAAUAAAAAUUCAAGCAGAGCACAUACGAAAAGGUUUGGAUGAACUGUCAAAAACAGUGAAAAAAGUUGAAAGUGAACAUGGGUUAUCACGUGCCAUAGUAAGAAUCCUAGCUUCCCAGCAUGCUUUCCUGUCCCGGAGUUACCUAAAUGCUAUGCUUUCAUACAAUGAAGCUAUAACAGCCAAGCAAGAGAAAUGCAGAAGAUUUAUUGUUCGUCAGCUUGAAGUAGCUGGUAAAGAGGUAUCUGAGGAUGAAGUCAACGAUAUGUUCCAGCAAGGAAAAUGGGAGAUUUUCAAUGAAAAUGUGCUCACUGAAGCCAAAAUUACUAAAGCUCAGCUUUCGGAGAUUGAGCAGAGACACAGAGAACUGGUCAGCCUAGAGAGUCAGAUCAAAGACUUGAAGGAACUUUUUGUCCAGAUAUCAGUUCUGGUGGAAGAGCAGGGGGAGAUGAUCAACAACAUUGAAAUCAGUAUGAACAACACUCAAGAAUACACCCAAAUAUCUAGGGAAAAAUUUGGACUUGCAGUCAGGUAUCGAAAAAGAAACCCUUGCAAAGUAAUAUGCUGCUGGUGUUGUCCAUGCUGCAAAUGACAGAGGAAAUGAACUUCUUAAGUAGCAAUGUAGUAAACUGAACUUAUCAGCCAAUCCCAGGACCCUUUUAUUGCUUUCCUUCUCUUUUCUUUCAUUUUCUUCCCUUUUCUCCUUCCACACACUCACUUCGGAAAAACUGCACCUGUUUUUCCAAACUGAGUUCAAAGAUUGAAAUGGGAUCUUCAUCUGUGCCUAAAUGUUAUGGUUUUCACAGAAACACAUGAACUAGAGGAAAAGAUCAAAGGAGACAAAUAACACUUUCUUGUUCUUCCACACAUAAGAAGCACCAACAAAACAAUGUGUCAGCAUGCCAUCUGUGCUUUUGGGAAACAUCAAAAUUACUGUAAAUCUCAGACAGGAUUCGCAAGACCAGUUGAAUUACAUUUUAUGAAAUAAUAGUAUUCUUUUAAUUGCUGUAGGGCCUUUUUUGUUUGUCCAAGUGCUCAUGUUUACUUGGUUCAAAUUUCAUUUUUUUCCCCUAAUAACUUGAAGUAGUACAAAUAAAAUUAACACAUAAAGCAGACAAUCUCAGUAACAAUCAAGAAACUGAUGCAUAAACUGUUUUCUGACUUACUGUUUAGUUAUCAAGACUAUUUGAGUAUUGGCUCUGUAAGAAGUUACUUACAGGUCAUCCUGGCACGAGGAAAUAAUGCUCAUAUUAUAGUAGGACAGCAUGCACUGCUUUGGGGCAUGCAGAACACACUGAGUUAUUUAUUUUAAUAGUGCAUUUUUGUAUUUCUUACAGAGACUUCUUACAAGUUUUGAGCUGGUAUUUUCUGAAAACAUUAAAGAACAUUAGCAGAAAAAGACCACUUCAAACCUACAGGACUUUUGUUAGCAGCCUGCUGAGGAAUGAAGUAAUAAUAAACCGAUAGGGAUACUUCCACUAUUCAAUUACCUAGGCAGACACCUACCAGGUAAGGGUAGGCGAAAAUUAUACAUCUAUUGCAUUGUGAUAAGACAUGUGAUUACUGUUGUCUAGCCUACUCAAACAGGCAGUUGCUUCUGCAGUUUCAAUUUCAUUAGUAAUAAAAUAAAUACAUAACAUCCUUUUAAAAAACAUCCAUAAUCUAGAAGCAGAGAAUUACACUGAAAGGAACCUCUUGCUCUGCUUCUUGGUCAAAUCAGGACAAGCGUUUAUCUAGUUGCAUCUCAUCUAUCACUUCUCAACAUAUCACCACCUCUCUGAGAAGAGCUAUGUUCCAUUUUCUCUGCACCUCCCUAUUAUGUAGUGUUAGGAUUUCCCCCCUUGGUUUCUUCCUACUUCUGAGCAAAUGAAGCUCUCUUGCAUCUCCUCAUAUCACAUGCUCCAUCACCAGCUCAAACUCACUGCAGUAUAAUCAACAUUUGUCUUCACUGUCUUUCUUGUAGUGAGGCAAGACAUUUAUUCAUACUACUAAAAGAGUGGCUAGAAAAAUUAGUUGAGGGUCUCCAGAACACUAAACGGUUCUAUGAAAUUCUGUUAUUUUGUAUAAGCUUAGGAUCCUACUUUAAGAACAUAUGAUAGGUAUCUGAGUUAAUAAAACUUAAUACCUUCCCUUAGUAGCUAGCAAGAUUUAUAUAAGAAUCAAACUCUCAUUUCUUUUUGUAUCAGCUUCUUCCAAGUCAGAUUGAUAGCUCCACGCCCUCCAGAUUUUAAUUGCACCAAGGUAUCAAUAACACUUGUUUCAUCAUUUUAUCUCUAUUUACUUUUUUCUUCCUGUGUAUGUUUCUUUUUACCUUAGUUUCUCCGGUUUCCACUCUUCAUAGCGCCAUUUCCAUGUACAAAUGCAGGUGUCUAUGCAUCCCCAAUAUUUAUAUAUAUUUAUGUGCACAAAUAAAUAUAUUUCCAUGUA